Messenger RNA from Nicrophorus vespilloides, 1467 nucleotides. RefSeq names its product rRNA 2'-O-methyltransferase fibrillarin (gene Fib). The transcript has 2 exons. Gene Ontology annotation, molecular function: histone H2AQ104 methyltransferase activity; RNA binding; rRNA methyltransferase activity. The record is from RefSeq and is a predicted model, not a curated record. Lineage: Eukaryota; Metazoa; Arthropoda; Insecta; Coleoptera; Silphidae. Gene Ontology annotation, cellular component: small-subunit processome; box C/D methylation guide snoRNP complex; nucleolus. Gene Ontology annotation, biological process: box C/D sno(s)RNA 3'-end processing; rRNA methylation. The coding region runs from base 215 to 1207 and encodes 330 amino acids.
AUAGCACAUUUCAAAUUCACGCCUGGAGCGCCCUCUAAAUGCAAUGUGAAGUUGCAGCUGUUUUUUGAAGUUUACAUGUUGGUAGUUUCGUACCUAAUUUCUCUUUGUAAACUAAGUGGCGUUCGCUGCGCUUGCACUGCACGUGGUCACAUUCAGUUUUGGGGAUUCGGUGUUAAGAUUUGAGAGAAGAUUUCAAUAACACAAGAAAUUUAAGAUGGGCAGACCCGGAUUUUCACCUGGAGGACGCGGAGGCAGUGGUGGCCGUGGAGGUUUCGGUGGACGCGGAGGUGGUGGUGGCCGUGGCGGCGGUGGUAGAGGAGGCGGCGGAUUUGGCGAUAGAGGAGGUGGACGCGGAGGCGGCCGUGGUGGCUUUGGAGGUAGAGGAGGCGGCGGCGGUCGCGGAGGAUUCGGUGGUAGAGGAGGAGGCGGCGGCGGUGGACGCGGAGGAUUUGGAGGAAGAGGUGGCGGCGGCGGACGCGGUGGAAUGAGGGGAGGCAAGAAUGUUGUGAUUGAACCACAUAGGCACGAGGGCGUGUUCAUCGCUAGGGGAAAGGAAGACGCGCUAGUCACUCUUAACUUGGUACCUGGAUCAGACGUUUACGGCGAGAAGAAGAUUUCCGUUGAGGAGGGAACCGAGAAAAUUGAGUACAGGGUCUGGAAUCCGUUCAGAAGUAAAUUGGCAGCCGCCAUCCUUGGCGGUGUCGACAAAGUUCACAUGCCACCAGGCAGCAGGGUGCUGUACUUGGGUGCCGCGUCAGGAACGACCGUGUCGCACGUCUCCGACAUCGUUGGACCCGAAGGAUUGGUGUAUGCGGUGGAAUUCUCUCACAGGUCCGGAAGGGAUUUGAUCAAUGUUGCGAAGAAACGCACCAACAUUAUUCCAAUCAUCGAAGAUGCCAGACAUCCACACAAGUACAGGAUGUUGAUCGGCAUGGUUGACACAGUAUUCGCCGAUGUGGCUCAGCCCGAUCAGGCGCGUAUCGUUGCCCUGAACUCACAGUACUUCCUCAAAAAUGGUGGCCACUUCGUCAUCUCCAUUAAGGCCUCCUGCAUAGACUCGACAGCCUCACCUGAGGCAGUCUUCGCAGCCGAAGUGAAGAAAUUGCAGGCCGACAAACUGAAACCUCAAGAGCAGAUCACGCUAGAACCGUACGAGAGAGACCACGCGGUCGUCGUCGGUGUCUUCAGACCACCAGCCAAGGCCUAACAAAGUAUAUAUAUAGUUAUAGUUUUAAGUAUAUAUAAAUAUUAUAUAUAUAACAGUUGAGAAAAGAAUAUUUUUUUUAAGCACAGAUGCAAAGAGAAAGAAUCAAGCGAUUUGCACAGAUGCAAAUCAGUAAUAAUUUUGUCAAUUUGAUUAUUAAUUUUAAUCAAUCUACUUUUUAUUUAGCACGUACAAAGGUUUUUUUUGUAAGAAAUUGUUGAUAAUUAAAUACUAAAUAAAAGGAAAACAUUGAUAUUUCUAUA